CGAUAUCACAACAGACUCGACAAGACCUGACCAGCCUGUCUCGAUAAGCCCUCAGCCAGAUCCAACUCAGACCAACCCGACCAGACCCAAAACAAACACGGCUUAAAGAUUGAAGGAAAACGGUGGACGCAGAAGUAGAAUGAAGGUAUCCGCGGUGUGCAUGACCGGCCUGGUGUGGGCGUGUCUGGUAGCGCUGAGUGUGUCCACGCCCUAUGGGGGAUGGAAAUCUCAGCCCAGCUACUCCAGCAACACGGGGUGCGGUACCAAGGUGCACCACUUCACCAAGAUCUUGGCCAGCACCGUGACGAAGACCUCCACCUCCACCUCCACCGUCACUAGCGCCACCGCCACCUCCACCUCCACCAAGACUGUGACGCUGCUGAGUACAGCAACAUCCACCACCACAACCACCUCCGUCUCCACCACCACCUCCACCACCACCUCCACCGCCACCUCCACCUCUACCUCUACCACCACUACCACCACCACCAGUACCGGCACCACCACCGUCACCGUGCUAUCCCCGUGCACCAUCGACGUGCGCAACAGAGACUCAUCGUCCAAGUACAAGGGCUGGGCCUGGUCCUGAGGAGAGAGCGACCACGCAGACCUCACAGCUUGAUUACAUUCCAUGCCUAACAUUAUGAUUCGUAUCGUCAAGGUGCACCAUUUCAAAUUGUAGUUAUAUUUAUAUGAAUUCAAGUUAAGAUUCUAUUUAUGAGUUGUUCUUUAAAAUGUGAACGUAGCAUUAAAUCAGUUCUAUCAUA
Scylla paramamosain (green mud crab) is the source of this 767-nucleotide messenger RNA. RefSeq lists its product as uncharacterized. The transcript has 5 exons. The coding region runs from base 140 to 589 and encodes 149 amino acids. The record is from RefSeq and is a predicted model, not a curated record. NCBI's taxonomy places the organism in Eukaryota, Metazoa, Arthropoda, Malacostraca, Decapoda, Portunidae.